AUGUUGAUUGAUGAAUUCAAUCGUUGCUACCCAGAAUAUACCGAAGAAUCUAAAGUUGAUCAAAAACUGAUUCGUAACCCUUUUAGCACGGAAGAUGGUGAAGUUACUGAAGGAAUUCAGGAAGAAUUCAUUGAAUUCCAAAAUGACAGAAACUGCAAGGAUGCUUUUGAAUCAAAUUCGCUUGAGUCGUUUUGGUGUAAAAAAGCAAUUUGUUAUACUAAACUUCGAGAAAUCGCUAUUUUAUCAACAACUUAUUUAUGUAAACAAGGAUUUUCUGCUUUGUUGGUAAUUAAAAACAAGGCGAGGAAUCGUUUGAAAGUAAGUAAUGAUUUGCUUGUAGCUUUGAGUAAAAAUAUUAGUCCUAGGAUACCGAACCCGUGA
Brassicogethes aeneus is the source of this 381-nucleotide messenger RNA. The record is from the annotation of a GenBank genome assembly. Lineage: Eukaryota; Metazoa; Arthropoda; Insecta; Coleoptera; Nitidulidae.